Molecule: messenger RNA, 531 nt
Organism: Mirounga angustirostris (Northern elephant seal)
Lineage: Eukaryota; Metazoa; Chordata; Mammalia; Carnivora; Phocidae
Gene: MS4A13
Product: membrane spanning 4-domains A13
Exons: 6
Coding region: 1-531 (176 amino acids)
Cellular component (GO): membrane
Source: RefSeq, a predicted model, not a curated record
AUGGCUCCGUGUAUGUGUUCAAAAAUCUCUACAGCAGAUAGUCUUGUUUUAGGGGCUCUCCAGAUUAUGAUUGGCAUAUUUCAUGUUUUCAUGUGGUAUUUCCUAUUGAUUUUGUAUAUGGGACAAAUUAGAGGAGUCUUUGGGACAUAUGAACCUAUAACUUACAAAACAGGAUGUGCUUUAUGGGGAAUUAUUUUUAUCAUUGCAGGAGUCUCCAUAAUAAGAGUAGUAAGGCAUCCAACUCAAGGCCUGAUUACAUUUGCUUUGAUCAUGAACAUCUUCUGCAUAAUUGUUGCAGUUAUUGCAUCAAUUCUAACAACAAUUGAGUUGUCUUCUUUUAAUUCCGUGUCAUAUAGGAAUUAUGGACAAGCAAAACUUGGAAGGGAAGUUUCACGGAUUUUACUGAUGUCUUACCCCUUGGAAUUUUCUAUUGCAUUAACAUACUCAAUCUUUGGCUGUAUUGGUUUGAGUCAUCAUCAUAAUGAAGAUACUCUCACAGCUGUUACAGAGGAAGCUGAGAGCACUUUUUAA